UUGCAAUGACAGAAGUGAAUCAUAGAGUAUGUUUAAAAUUACCUGAUAGUAUAACAAAACAAAUUAGUACCUGUGAAAAUAGCGAACAAUAUGUAACAAACUUUUUACAAAAUACAUUACCAUCCACUGAUAUUAAUUCUGUAGCAGAUGAAUUAAGAAAGUCUUUUAUACUGAGUAAGCAUAAACAUAAAUGGAACAAAAAGAAAGGAUGUCGGGGAAAACUAUUAUCUAAUAGGAAGCGAAUGCAACUUGGAUUGCGUAAAAUUGGUUGCAGAAAUGAUAUGAAAUACAAUGAUUUACAGUCGUUAAAUGAAUUGUGGUUGAAUUAUAUGCAACAAAUGUUGGGUAGUAAGUUUUUUACCAACGUACCAACAAGUCCGACUGAUCCAAAUUGGGAAAAUAUUAAUCAGCAAUUAAUUAAAGCAGACUUCCAUGGUGCUGAAAUAUCAGUUGUAGGAUCAAAAUGUCCAAGUUUAGUUGGAUUAAGUGGUAUAGUCAUUCAAGAUACUAAGAAUACUUUCAGAAUAUGUGGAAGGGAUAAUAUUAUUCGAACAAUACCAAAGGAUGUUCUUAUUGUGAGCAUUCAUUUAACAAAUGUAAAAUUAGAAUUAUUUGGCAAAGAUCUUUCCAUAAAACCUAUAGAGCGAACAAUAAAGAAGCUAAAAAGUGGACGUGUGUAUGAACUGUGA
Molecule: messenger RNA, 689 nt
Organism: Dufourea novaeangliae
Lineage: Eukaryota; Metazoa; Arthropoda; Insecta; Hymenoptera; Halictidae
Gene: Pop4
Product: ribonuclease P protein subunit p29
Exons: 4
Coding region: 6-689 (227 amino acids)
Biological process (GO): tRNA 5'-leader removal; rRNA processing
Cellular component (GO): ribonuclease P complex; ribonuclease MRP complex
Molecular function (GO): ribonuclease P RNA binding
Source: RefSeq, a predicted model, not a curated record